Closterium sp. NIES-65 is the source of this 1236-nucleotide messenger RNA. NCBI's taxonomy places the organism in Eukaryota, Viridiplantae, Streptophyta, Zygnematophyceae, Desmidiales, Closteriaceae. The record is from the annotation of a GenBank genome assembly.
AUGGCCGACAGCAAGGUGGCGCGCGUCGGCCUUCUGGACUUCAACACGUUCGCGCAGGCGGAGGGAAUUGACCCCAAGGCGGAGGGGGUCGUCACGCAGAAGGCGCUUCCCCCGCAGGCGCGCCCGCAACCCGAUCAGCCCCUCCCCGCGCGCCCGCAGAGCAACGGCGCGCAGCGGGACGCGGAGAGGCGGCAGCAGCACCAGCCGCUGCUUGUGGAGACCCCCCCGUGCCGGUCGCCGUCAGACUCGUUAGGAGCGAACUCGUUCGAAGCGAACGCGCCAGAAGCGAACUCGAUAGAAGUAAACUCGUUAAAAUUACAAGAAAGAGCGGUCGGAACGGAGAAUAAGGCGGGGUGUUUUGAGAUCGAGAGCGCGUUUGGGCGCGUGUACCACGGGCUGUACGGGCAGGAUGACGUGGCAGUGAAACUGAUCAGCGUGUCGCCCAACAUCCCCCCCAAGGAGCUGGCGAGCAUAGAGGCGGGCAUUCUGCAGGAGAUCAACGUGUGGCACACGCUCAAGCACCCCAACAUCGUGCAGUUCAUAGGGGCAUCACUAGACGCCAGCAAUAUUGUGGCGCCAGCAGAGGCGAAGCCGCCGCCCGGCACGCCGCUGUGGGCGAUCGUCACAGAGUACAUGUCGGGCGGCACGCUUCGGAACUAUUUGGCGCGCCGGCGACGCCUGGCAGAGAAGGACGUUCUGCGGAUUGCCUUGGAUGUGGCUCGUGGGCUGGAGUACCUGCACGCGCACCACAUAGUGCACCGGGACUUGAAGUCAGACAACAUUCUGGUGAGCUACAAGGGCAGCGUCAAGAUCGCUGACUUUGGCGUCGCACGCACGGAAGCUAAGAACCCCGGCGACAUGACGUGUGAAACGGGCACCGUGCGCUGGAUGGCGCCUGAGGUGAUAGACCACAAGCCAUACACCAGGAAAGUGGACGUGUACAGCUACGGCAUCGUGCUGUGGGAACUGGUGACGUGCGAGCUGCCGUUCAAGGGACUCACCUUCAUCCAACUCGCUUACAACGUUGUUCACAAGAACCAACGGCCGGACAUUCCCCCUUCAUGCAACCCGGAGCUGGCAAGGCUGAUGGCGGAGUGCUGGGACCGCGAUGAGACAGUGCGCCCUGAGUUUGCAGAGGUGGUGGCUCGCCUGGAGAAGAUCCAAGCAGAGUUAGGGUCGGCGGGUGAUGGUCAAGGCAGUGGUGACACUGGGACAAGUUGCUGCACGAUACUGUAA